GAAGUGACUCGCAGCCACUGCAGUGACUCUGGCUCCCAGGCUCCCGGCGAGAUCCCCGAGUCCUGGUGGCUGGUGCUGGGAGCCCGGAGACCUGGCUGCAGGCAGAAGAGGGGAAUCUCCAGCCGUGCCCUUCCCGCUGCUCCCCGGGAGCCUCUCCCAGGGCAGAGCCCCCAGCUUGGCCAGGGCCCCCUUCCCGGACCGGCCUCUGCCCCAGGGGGGCCCCGCUCGGAGGGAAGAUGCCGGUGACCUUCGAGGAGGUAGCUGUGUAUUUCACCGAGGGGCAGGGGGCUCUGUUGGACCCUGCUCAGAGAGCCCUCUACAGGGACGUCAUGCAGGAGAACUAUGAGACGGUGACCUCGCUAGGAUUCCCCGCUCCCAAACCUGACCUGAUCGCCCGGCUGGAACGAGGGGAAGAGCCGUGGGUCCCAGAUCUCCAGGCCUCUGAGGAAAGAGGGAGCCCAAGAGGCACCUGCACAGCAGGUGAUAGGACAGUGAGUGAGAACAAGGAGGAGAUUCAGCAGCAGGAAGGUCCUGGGAAAGUGGAACCGCAGGAGAUGUUUUUGAGAAGAGCUGAAGGGAAUUUUUCCCAGUGCUUGGAGCAGAGAAAUGCCUGGGGAGAUCGACACAGAUCAGAGAUGCAGCUGGAAAACUAUACCAGGAAGAAACUGGAUGAAUCCACUGAACGUGGCAGAAGAUGUAAAGAUCACAAGGAAACCACAGUCCAGCAGACAAGUCACAAUGAAGAGAAACCCUACAAAUGCCUUGACUGUGGGAAAAGAUUCCGAUUCAGUGCAAACCUUCUUACACAUUGGAGAACCCACACAGGAGAGAAGUCCUAUGAAUGCUUGGACUGUGGGAAAAGCUUCCCUGAGAAGUCAAACUUUAUUACACACCAGAGACUGCACACAAGAGAGAAACCCUAUAAAUGCCUUGAGUGUGGGAAAAGCUUUAGUCAGAGGUCACAGCUUAUGGCACAUCACAGAACCCACACAGGAGAGAAGCCCUAUAAAUGCUUAGACUGUGGGAAAAGCUUCAGUAGGAAGCAAUCUCUUAUUGUACACCAGAGACUGCACACAGGAGAGAAACCCCAUAAAUGCCUUGAGUGUGGGAAAAGUUUUAGUCAGAGCUCACAUCUUAUUUCACACCACAGAACCCACACAGGAGAGAAGCCCUAUAAAUGCGUAGACUGUGGGAAAAGCUUCAGUUGGAAGUCACUCCUUAUUAUACACCAGAGAGUACACACAGGAGAGAGACCCUUUAAAUGUCUUGAGUGUGGGAAAAGUUUCAGCAAAAGUUCAUCCCUUACUAAACAUGGAAGAAUUCACACAGGAGAAAGACCCUAUAAAUGCCUUGAGUGUGGGAAAAGUUUCAGUGUGAAAUCAACCCUUAAUACACAUCAGAAAACCCACACAGGAGAGAAACCACAUAAAUGCUUGGAGUGUGGGAAAAGCUUCAUUCAGAAAUCAAAACUUAGUAUACACCAGAGAGUGCACACAGGAGAGAGACCGUAUUAAUGCCUUGACUGUGGGAAAACUUUCAUAAAGUGCUCACACCUUAUUAAGCGUCAGAGAAUUCACACAAGCAACAAACCCUAUAAAUGCCUCAACUGCAGGAAAAGUUUCAUUGACAGAAUAAAACUUACUAAUCAUCAGGCAAUCCACACAGGAGGGAGACCCCUUAAAUGCUUGGACUGUGAGAAAAGCUUCAUACACAAAUCAAAAUUUACUGCACACCAGAGAGUGCACACAGAAAGAGACGCUAUAAAUGCCUUAAGUGUGGGAAAACAUUCAGUCGCGCUCAUACCUUAUGAAACAUGGGAGAAUCCCCAUUGUAGAGACGCAUUAUAAAUGCCUUGACUGUGGGAAAAGCUUCAAUAAGAGCUCAGCACUUACCAAACAUGAGAGAAUCCACAAGGCUGAGAGACCCUAGGAAUAGCUUGACUGUGGGAAAAGAUACAGUUUGACUUCACGCUUCAGUGAGCCACACAACAGAGAGACCUGGAAUGUGGGGGAAGGUUCAUUUGGUGCUCCCAGAGUGUCAGGCAUCUGCAAAUCCGCACAGGGAAGAAACUUCUGAGAAGUUGUCAGCGUGGAAAAUGCUCCAAGUGGAGCUAACGCCAUGCUGGACAUCAGAGACUCCUCCACACAGCAGGGAAAUUCUCUGAGUGCCCUGACUGGAGCCAGCCAUGGUGACAAGCCCAUUUCCUCGUUCCCGCACACAUCAGGGGGAUUUCGCUCUCAAGGACCCAACUGCCCAUUGCUGGGGUGAGGAUCCAGGAGCAGUGGAGCAGCAGCUGGUCAGUGACCCUCUGGGUCUGCCUGGUCUAAGCAAACCCCAGGCAGAGGAGGAGAAGCCCCCAUCUGCCCGUGCUCCAGCCCUGACUGCUGAGCUGAUGGGCCACAGGGUGGGGAAGGGAGAGAGAGAAACUCCUCCAGCUGCUCCCUCUGCCUGGCUGAAGUCCCCCCCUCCGUCCCUUCCCCUCCCAGCCAGGAUCCACCUGCCAUGGAGAUGAAGAGAAGGACACUUGGGCCAGGCUGCACCUUCACUCUAGACCCCUGUCUCCACCCCCAUCUUCCACCAGUCCCUGGGCUGGGCUCCCCCACUUACCUGGAGCUGUUCCCUGCAGGUGAAGUGUCCCUGGGGGCUGGUAACUUCUCCCUCCCCAAAUUCCCCAGGGUGCUGGGCUCCAGGGUAUCAAUUGUUAAGGGACCAGGGUGAUGGGUUAUGGGGAGGACACUGGGGAUUGAACGGUUGGGGCUGGUGGCGCCGGGAAGCAGGAGGAGCUGGGUGCUGGGGCUGUCGAGUGUUUGGGGAUGAUGGGAUAAGAGGCGAGGGAGAGCACAGGGGUAGAGAGGUGCUGCCUCUUCUCACUCACCCCCUCUGCCCCUUCUCCCUGCCCCCGCUGCAUUCAGACAGCACCAUUAGCAGAGACUGAUUCCCACAGGGCCUUUUGUUGCAAGCUUGGAUUUCCCACCUCUGCUACAGCAGCAUUGGCCUCUGAGAGGGAAGCAGCGUUGCCUAGUGGAUAGAGCACUGGCCUGGGACUCAGGAGACCUCGCUCUGUUCCCAACUCUGUCAGCAGCUUGCAGGGUGACCUGAGACAAAUCUGUGCCUUCCAGAGAGGGAAUAAAUGGGGAGGGAUGAUAUCAGCCUCCGAGUGUCUGUCUAGGGCGGGAAAAGUGGUUGGGAUUAGCUAGUGCGUCUCCUUUGUUCCUUCUCCCCUUUUUCUAAUCUAGACUGACCCUGAGCAGUUUAUUCCAAUCCCCCAUUAGCAAAGUGAUUGUCAGAGUCACUAAGUGCCCCCUUUGCAGUGAGAUUGUCUCAUUCCCAGACAUCCUCACACUGCUCCAGGUUAUGCUGAAAAGCAUUUAAUUUUUUGUGCUGUUUCUCCCUUAUACACCAGCAUUCAAUAGAUUCUAAAAAAGCGGGAGCAGGGAUAGUAAAAUAAUGUGGUGUUUUAACUUCUGUGUUAUUUGAGAGGGAUAGGGUGAAUCUGGGGGAUUUCCUCCUUCCCCAUCAACCUCACACAUCUUCUCUCACAGAGCAGCCUCAGUUUGAACCAUGGAGAGUUUAUCCUUUUCCCUUUCAACCCCUCCACCUUCAUGUGUAUCAUUUAUCACAGUGUCCUUUUCCCACCAUGCUUAGGAAUCAGGCUUUGAUUUCUUUGAACCUCAGUUAGGCCCCUGAGGGCUGGAGAAGAAAAUGUCACAUUCCUGAAGGGGGAAUUCAGAUGAACCCCAAAGCACAGUUUGAGCUUCAAUCUCAGCCUCCAUCUAUUGGUACAGUGGCAUCUGGAGUUUUUCCAGCCAAAUACAGAUCAUUUGUAGAUAGGAGGUUUUUGGUUGUUUGUCUUUUUCCCCUUCUUUCUUUUAUGACAACAAUGCUAAAACUUUUGUCAAUAACCCAGCCAAAUAAUGCAGCCGUGCUGAGUAAAGCAGUUUUAGCCUGCUCAGCAGGAAAUGGGAAAAUUUGUUCCCAAGAUUUUGAGUUUUAGGAUUCUCUGGGAUUUCACUUCAUGAACGGGAAAGUGGUUUGUAGCCCACCCUGGACUAUGUUUUUUUCUCUUUUUGAUGAAGGUUGUUUUGUCAUGUAUUUUGAUAUUAAAUUAGUUUGACAGGAUGUAGUUCAGAUUUCUUGGGGACUGCAAAAGACAAAUGAUAAUUUGCCAAAAUAGUCCUUACUGAUUUUCCUUUCACAUCCGAUUUGCUUCUUCUUUGAACAAGGAAAAUAAUCAGUAUCUGUCAGCAAAAACUAUGAGGGCAAGUUCUGGAUACGGACUCCAAGAAUCAGAAACUGAAAUAGGGAACGAAGUUACUUUCUGAUCACUGUACGGUGACCAGAUCGCAAGAGUGAAAUAUCAGGACACAUUGGGCGAGGGGGGCUGGGGGGGGGGUGAACAGACGACAGACACAGGUGCACAGCCCCGACCGGAGCCAUGAGAGAGGGCACACAGCCCUAGGAAGCUGCAAGAGGGGUGUACGGCACCUGCUGCAGCCCGCUCCACAAGCCACAGGGCAAGGACUCAUGGCCCCAGCUCCAGCCCCCAAUAGAAGUCACGGGGCCAGGGGACAAUGGGACAUGCAUGGCAUGGCCAGAGGCACACUGGUCUGCCUGGCCCUGUGCUACCAGCGUGCCCCUUCCUGUUGGGGGUGGGCCCAUGCUGCGCCACACAGCUCCCCUGCCCAGUGCCCCCUGGAUCCGCUAGGCCUUGCACCCCCUGAGCAAAUGCACAGUGUUGUGCAUGCCACCACCCCUACCCAGCGCCCCCCUGCCCACAGCCCCACCACACCUGCCCAGCACCCCACACAGAACCCCCACUUGCUAGUUUCCCAAUACACACAGAUUUCCCCGUGCCCUUCCCCACAGCCCCACCACCACAACUACACAAUGCCCCACACAGACCCCCACUGCCCAGGACCCCUCAACAGGGCCCCACUGCCUAGCACCCCAAAACACACAAACCUCCCCCACUGCCCAGCACCCUCCACACCCUCACAGCCCAGUGCCCCUCACACACCUCCCAGACACUCACCAUCGCACCCUGCCCCCUUCCCUGGCCGCACUCACCAGCCCUGCUGGGAGGUCUCUGGCUCCUAGGGUGAGAGCGGCGAGGGGGGUCUCCAGACUCUCCAUGUGCUGCACCAGCCAAAAGCGCGAGCUCCGUGGUUCCCAUUGGCCGGGGAAAGUGCCAAUGGGAGCUGCUGGAGCCGCGGAGCGGGGCUUGCAGGCGCCGGCAGCAAGCAGAGCCCCCCCACCCUAAGAGUCAGAGGGACCUGCCAGGGGGUGAGGUGGGGAGUCUCAGCAGUGCUUACCUGGCGCGGAUCCCGUCCCGGGAAGCAUCCGGCAGGCAGAUCCCUCUGGCUCCUAGGGUUGCGGGUCGGGUAGGCGGGAGCAGAGGGUUCUCUGCCCUCUGCCGGCGCCUGCAAGCCCUGCCCCUGCAGCACGCAGGAGAGCCCUCCUCGCUGCCUCUGUGCCUUGGGCCGCACUUCCGGCUCCUGCCAGCGGGCGGGCGCCGGGAGCUGCCCCAGGAAGAAGCGGUGAGCGGCGCCGGCGGCUGUGGUCCGGACAGUCCCCGAUAUCGGGACAAAGGGCAUCCCGACCGAUAUAAGGUCGGGACACGGGACAAGUCCCCUAAAAUUGGGACUGUCCCAAUAAUAUCGGGAUGUCUGCUCACCCUAGAUCACUGCAGUGAUGUGAGAUACAGCCAUGAGGGGGAGAGGGUGGUUUGGUGGGUGGCCAGGGCCUUGAAAGGACACUGUUUGCUCUUGCGAGCCAGAGAGCUGAGUCUGAGAACUGUGAACUCACUGCAGAAGUCCCAGAGAGAGAGGAAAUGUUCUAUGAGUGCUGGGUAAAGUCGUCCUUGAACUCUAAAGGGCUAUCAGUGAAGCCCCAAGAGGAUUGAUGUGAAGAGGGGUCAUCCUCUUCCCCAUUGCUGAGAGGAGGAGGCUGGGAAAAUGCCUCUCUCAUGGAUUGUUAGCACUUUUCUACCAGCUUUAACUUGUUCCUCUUUCCCUGGGGCGCAUGUGUGGCAGGAGCAGCAAUGUGCUGAGCUGGGGCUCAAAAGCACCAUGCUGAGCUGGGCAUUCGAUUAUUGGGGGGGAAUUAGCUUUUAUUUCUUGGUUUGAAAAGAAUAAAGUAGAAUUUAGUUUCUCAAACUCCCAGUGUCCCUUGUCUUGAAUAAUGUGGCGGGGGGGAGGAGAAGAGAAAGAAUGGUCUUUAAUGGACUCACUCAGAUGCUGUCUGCCUUUCACCCAUUGACGGAGCUGAGAAUAAGGCUGGUAUCAUUCUGGGGUGUAUUAAUGUGAGAGUUGUAGGUAAGUUGCGGGAGGUCAUUGUCCCGCUCUGCUCAGCAGUGGGAAGGCCUCAGCUGGAGUCCUGUGUCCAGUUCUGGGCGCCACACUUUACAAAAGAUGAAGACAAAUUGGAUUGAGUCCAGAGGAGAGGAACAGAAAACGAUCAAAGAUUUAGAAAACCAGAGCUGUGGGGAA
Chelonia mydas (Green sea turtle) is the source of this 6488-nucleotide messenger RNA. Its product is annotated as zinc finger protein 436. NCBI's taxonomy places the organism in Eukaryota, Metazoa, Chordata, Testudines, Cheloniidae. The coding region runs from base 237 to 1514 and encodes 425 amino acids. The record is from RefSeq and is a predicted model, not a curated record. The transcript has 4 exons. Gene Ontology annotation, biological process: negative regulation of transcription by RNA polymerase II. Gene Ontology annotation, molecular function: DNA-binding transcription repressor activity, RNA polymerase II-specific; RNA polymerase II cis-regulatory region sequence-specific DNA binding.